CUCCUUCUGUCUUCCUUUUUCUUUUUCAUAUGUGGGACCAAUCCUGACCAUGGCUGGAAUCCCUCAAACGACUCAUUCACAUCAUACAUACGUGCAUGGACUCACUCACACACACACACACACACACACACACUUUGUCCACUGGGCAUACCUUCACACAUACACAACAGUCUCCACCUCACUACAUUCUGCCUACAGUACAAGCCCACAGUGAUUGCCUGUGUGUGUAUUCACCUGGCAUGCAAGUGGUCCAACUGGGAGAUACCAGUGUCUACUGAUGGGAAACAUUGGUGGGUGUAUGUGGACAGCUCUGUUACUCUCGAGCUCCUUGAUGAGCUGACACAUGAGUUUCUACAGAUUUUGGAAAAGACGCCCAGCCGGUUAAAGAGAAUACGCAACUGGAGAGCCACCCAAGCUGCCAAGAAGCCCAAAUCCGAGAACAGCCAACUGACUGACACUUCCAUCGCUGGACCUUCAAUGCUUCAAGACCAUUCCCUGCUCGAUGGCUCACUCGUUGGCGUACAUCGCUCAAGUUUUUCCAAAUCAGGUGGCACCUUUACUGCCUCUCUUCCUGCUCAGUCUGGAGGUGCACCGCUGUCCCUGGACGCUUUCUCUGGCCCUUACAACCCACCUAGCCACAGUGAAUGGCCCCAGACCAACCCAAGUCAAUCAGGGUAUUCAUCCAGUUGUAUAAAACAGGAACCCCUCACCGCUUCUCACCAAGAGCAGACACUGUCCUUACAUACCUCUGCUUCCUCUUUGCAUCCACCUCCAUCAGCAAUCAAAACUGAGAAAACUGUAGAUCUCAACAUAAAACAGGAAUUGAAAGGAGCGUGUGCAAGUGGAGCUGGUAAGAAUCAGCCAUCUACUUCGUCUUCAUAUCCACCACAACACUCCUCAGCACCCAAAAUGUCACUGGACAAAUACAGAGAAAAGCAUGGUGUAGAAGCCGCUGCUGCUUCUGGCCAGAAAGGCCGUCAGGAGCAGCAUGGCACACCAAUUGAGAACAACAUGAGAGGGGAUCUUUCAUCUUCCUCUAACUAUGCACCACCGUCUUUGAGCCAGGCUGAUCAUAGAAGGUAUUCACAGACUCAUCAAAUGUCCCAAAGUGCUCAAAGUUUAGGUAGCGGUAGCAGUUCUACUGCAUCGCCAGUAAAGAACAGAGCUCCUUCCGCAACGUCCGGGCAGGACAGACGCCACCAUGGUGACAAAUGGGACAAAAGUUCACUUAAUCACUUGGCGAUCCCUGGCCCUGGGGGAAACGCCCAGACGGACAGAAGCAAGGAGGAGCUUAAGAUGAAAAUAAAGGUUUCCUCGUUAGCAGAGCGCCACAGUUCAUCGGACGAAGGCCCAGCCUCCAACAACAAGAGUAAACAUUCCAGCCCUCUAGUGAGCAAAGAGAAACCGCACCGAGGCGCCGACCACAGUGUUCACCGCCAUCACAAAUACAGUCACCACAACCCCCACUCUCACAGCGGGAACGGACAAGGGGGCCCCGAGGGCCUGUUUCGGGGUCCUCCGGGACUUAUAACUCUCGAAGGAAUCGCGCUUCCUCACAGCGGAUCCAUGUCUUUGACUUCGUCAUCCCGAAAGAGGGCGCACCCUGAGGUCAAUCACAAUCAACACCCUUCUUCCUCAUCCUCCGCUGCUUCUUGCUCCAAACCAAGCAAAGUCUCCAAGGUUGGCACUGCUGCAGGUGGGCUGCGGACCUCUCAGCAGUAUCUCCCUCCUAGCGGGUCGCCACAUGAAGUGGGAGACCAGAGACACUGAGCGAACCUCUUCUGCUUGCCGCCAUGGUUCUUCACAUGGAAAAUGCAAGAAACUACCCACAGUUCAAACUACUAUGCGCACCUCCUUGUUAAGUGCCCCAGGAGAAAUCUCAGCAAUGAUAUACCCUUUAUUGAAAGGCACAACAUUGUACGAAAAAAAAAAAAAUGAAGUAUGUGUGCGGGCCUUUGAUAGAAAUGAAAGAGGAAAGUUAAAGCUUCCAUACUCUGACCUCUGGACUGUGAUCCCCAGUCCCAUCUUUCUCUUGGUGUCAAAUUGCUGCUGGUCUCUCCUUCCUGAAACACGCCGAUGAGCACGCUAAGGUUGGGUGUGGCCGGCAGUUGGAAAAGUGUGUAUUUACAUUGAGGGCAAGCCACCUUCCCUACAUUUCACAUCUCCGUAUAGGAAAAGAAAAGUAUUACAAGUUGUAUAAAAGGCACGGAACGGGCGCCCUCAUUUUCUUCCUCUAGUUUUAUGUUUAAAUAAGAUGCAAUUUUAUGCAGCAUGCUAAUCCAGCCGGACAGGAGUUCAACUUAUGUAUGUUGUCAUUCCUUAAUUGCAAUAUUGAUGGAUGCAUUUUUUUUUUAAGUGGACGAUUUCAGUAACCUUUUCGUUUUCUACACUUAAGUACUGUUAAUUAUCAAGUUUUCAUCAAAGGGAUGCAGAAGAACACGCUCACCAUUCACAGGAAGUGGAGACAAACGUACAUACAUUUUUGUAUGUUAAGACAAGUAUAUCGUGACUACUCAGGUUUGGUGCAAGUUAUAAUUAUGACAAAAUAAUUGCGAAACCUACUUUUAAAAAAAAAAAAAAAAAAAAAAGCUCUGUUGAUAAACCGAUUGGGCACCAUGGGGAAAAUACAGUGUUCAAGAGGCACAUGCUUUUUACUGUUACCCAAACGGUAAGAGUUGUGCCUAUAAUAGAAGGCUAACAAAAAUUAUACUGUAGUAGCGUGCCAUGGAAGUCUAUACUGAUACUGUAUAACCUCUUAUGCAGUGUAUCACACAAUAACGAGGCACUUAAACGCCUUUUACCUGUCAGUGACAUUUACUCAAUAUUAUUCUGAAGUGAAUCAGUUAAGUGGAAUGACCUGCUGUGUUUUUCUUUUAUUUUACUUUUGAGAAAAGUUGAUUCUUCUGUGGACGAAUUUGGUAGGUUGUCAACCUUAAUCCAGUUUGGUACAUUUGCAACCAUUGUCACCACAUCAGUUGUUGACAUUAAACGCCUAAAUCUU
Syngnathoides biaculeatus (alligator pipefish) is the source of this 3001-nucleotide messenger RNA. Its product is annotated as cyclin-T2-like. Lineage: Eukaryota; Metazoa; Chordata; Actinopteri; Syngnathiformes; Syngnathidae. The record is from RefSeq and is a predicted model, not a curated record. The coding region runs from base 478 to 1770 and encodes 430 amino acids. The transcript is spliced from 4 exons.